Molecule: messenger RNA, 1632 nt
Organism: Pestalotiopsis fici W106-1
Lineage: Eukaryota; Fungi; Ascomycota; Sordariomycetes; Amphisphaeriales; Sporocadaceae
Exons: 2
Coding region: 1-1632 (543 amino acids)
Source: RefSeq, a predicted model, not a curated record
AUGUCUCAAGACACGACAGCAGAACACGAUCUCGUCACCACGGCAGCGGCGGCGGCGGCGGCAUCCGCGGCGCGACAGAUUGGAAGAUGCGGUGCCACCACCGGCCCUUCUGCCGAGGACUGGGAGGCCAAAAGGGCCGUCAUCACCGAUCUUUACAAGAAAAUGAAGUUGACUGAGCUGGAUAUCUUCAUGAGGAGAGAACAUAAUUUCCAUGCCAGCUGCCCCCGGGGACCGUUUCACAACCCCAUAGUUGUUCGUCUUCGGCCCACUGAUGUGUCUCUCCGCCUCAGCAAGCGCAUGUACAACCAGCGGUUUAAGCAAUGGGGGUGCACAAAGUAUAUCAAGUUUUCCGAAAAGGAAGAUCUAUUGAAAGAGUGCGGCGGCAGCGUGAGGGAACUCACCGCCCGGUAUAGAGCGGGCAAGAUCAUGAAGCCGCAAUACGAAAAGACGCUGCGAUAUAUCAGGUCGAAACAGGCGGUCGAGCCCCCGACACCGUACAUCAUGGAGAUGAAGACGCCAGACAAUAGCACCGACCUCAUCCUCCGGACCCUGCGGGACUAUCACCACGCACUGGCGGAUCCUGCUUCAAAAAUGCACAUUCCAAGCGAUGACCGGGCUCUGAACCUAAACUCCUCCAAGGAAUCCGACGACCUAUGGUUCGGCAUCCUGGUGGGCGUAAAGACCCUCCUCCGGAGCACGGGGGAUAGCCCAAAAGCGCCAUCAUCCAACCAUAUUUCGGCAACGUGGGAUUUGAACCAGACCUUUGCCAUGCUGCGGCGAGUUGGCUUCCUCACGGCCCCGGCCAUGCUGGAGCGGCCUCUGGACUUUGUGUACGAAGUCUUGAUAGAGAUGACGGCGCUGCAAGGCAAGAACUGGCCCGAGCUGCGCCACGCCAUUCUCCGGCUCUUUAACCAGGAGGCCAGCCGCAUCUUUGGGCCGUCGCACCCCGUGGCCGUCAUCUGCCGCGAGAUGCUCCAGGACACGGACCAGUCGGGCGUGACGUUCAAGAGCCUCGGCUGCAUCCGCGACCUCGUCGUGCAGCUCUGGAGCCCCGACCACACCAUGUCCUUCAAGGCGCAGAUGGCGGUGCAAAAGGCCCUGCUCAAGGUCCGGGACCUGGGCCCUGCGAUACAGAUUGGCACGCAGCUUUUCGUGUCGAGCCGCCAGAAAUGGGGCGACACGUCGCAGCAGGCUCGCAUGGCCGCGCAGCGCCUGGGCCAGCUGUACACGGUUAUGAACGAAAUGGCCAUGGCCAAGGGCGAGCCCGACUGGGCAGCCGUCGAAAGCGCGCUUGGGUGGUACAACGACGUGAUACGGCUGUCCCCAAUGGCCCCUGGUCGUGACGCGAGGAGGACGGGAUUUAUAGAGGACGAGACGACACUGUCGACAAUGGGCGACAUGACAUACAUUAACAAUAGGAUUGGCAAGGAUGCCGAGGCUCUGGCGUGGUAUCAAAAAGCGGCCGAGAUGAGCCGUCGGAUAUGCAAUCCAGGAUCUACCAUCAUGAGAGCAUGUAUCAGCAUGCUGAUCAAUAAGCAGAAGGAGAUGAAACGGUUUGAUCAAGCUGCUGCUUGGGAUGCAAUUUUGAGCCAGAUGGAGGCUACUAGUUCCAACGAAAGCGUGAAUUCAUGA